This is a messenger RNA of Xyrauchen texanus (razorback sucker), 5799 nucleotides long. RefSeq names its product lysine-specific demethylase 4C-like. Gene Ontology annotation, molecular function: histone H3K36 demethylase activity; histone H3K9 demethylase activity. The transcript has 22 exons. Gene Ontology annotation, biological process: chromatin remodeling. The record is from RefSeq and is a predicted model, not a curated record. Bases 147 to 4637 code for a protein of 1496 amino acids. Lineage: Eukaryota; Metazoa; Chordata; Actinopteri; Cypriniformes; Catostomidae. Gene Ontology annotation, cellular component: nucleus.
AUUAAGUGAAGCAGACGUGAAAUCGUGUGAGAAGAGCGAUCUGUCAUGAAGUAGAACAGCUGGGACAUUUAAAGGGACUGAGCUGCGUGCUUACGAUCACAGUAUUCUAAGGAAGAGCCUCUGGGAGGCAGGAGGGAGAGGUCAGGAUGGCUGGUGUUGGAGCAAGUGCUGCUAACCCUGCCUGUAAGAUCAUGACCUUCAGACCUACCAUGGAGGAGUUUAAGGAUUUUAACCAGUACCUGGUGUAUAUGGAGUCUCGGGGAGCUCAUCGUGCUGGCCUGGCCAAGGUAAUUCCGCCGAAGGGCUGGAUGCCACGUCGUAAUUAUGAUGAUAUUGAUGAUUUGGUCAUCCAAGCACCUAUUCAGCAGAUGGUGGCUGGCCAAUCGGGACUGUUCACCCAGUACAACAUCCAGAAGAAAGCGCUCACUGUGCAGGAAUUUCGCAGACUGGCCAACAGUGACAUGUACUGCACACCUCGCUACCUGAACUAUGAAGACCUGGAGAGGAAGUACUGGAAGAAUCUGACAUUCGUCUCACCCAUCUACGGUGCUGAUGUGAGCGGCACACUCUAUGAUGAGGAUAUUGAAGAGUGGAAUAUCGGGCACUUGAACUCAAUCUUGGACGUGAUAGAGGAGGACUGCGGUGUGUCCAUUCAGGGAGUGAACACGCCCUAUCUAUACUUUGGCAUGUGGAAGACCAGCUUCUCCUGGCACACAGAGGACAUGGACCUCUACAGCAUCAACUACCUGCACUUUGGCGAGCCCAAAUCCUGGUAUGCAAUCCCUCCAGAGCAUGGGAAGAGACUAGAGCGUCUCGCUACAGGUUUCUUUCCUAACAGCUUUAAAAGCUGCGAGGCGUUCCUGAGGCACAAGAUGACACUGAUAUCCCCCUCUGUACUAAAGAAAUACAGCAUACCAUUUGAUAAGAUAACACAGGAGGCGGGGGAGUUUAUGAUCACCUUUCCAUAUGGUUAUCACGCUGGCUUCAACCAUGGCUUCAACUGUGCAGAAUCCACCAAUUUUGCGAGUAUCAGGUGGAUCAAUUAUGGCAAAGUUGCUACACAGUGUACAUGCAGUAAGGACAUGGUGAAGAUCUCCAUGGAUCCGUUUGUGAGACGAUUCCAGCCAGACCGCUACCAAGUGUGGACACAAGGCAAAGACACAUGCCCAUUGGAUCACACCCUGGCCACGCCCAGCACCACUCCUGAGCUGCAGAACUGGCUUCAGAGACGUCGCAGGAAAACACCAACUACCAAAAGUCUCCACUACUCACGCACAUGCUCCAAACGACUGAAAACAGUGGACACCAUGUCAAUGCAAGGGGUUGGUCAUAGGAGCAGAAGGACAGCUUUAACAUCAAGAGACAUGGAAGAGGAAGUGAAACCCCAGAAAGAAAUACAUUACUCAAGCGAAAUAAAAGGGCUCACUGGUCCAUGUCGACAAAUGUGUGUGGUUAAGGUAACAAGAGUGGAAAGUGAUUUGUUGGCCCAAUCCACCGGAAAACUCAAAGAAUCUUCUCUUGUGCGACCCGCAACCCCUCCACUAACCUUCACAUCCAGCCAGAGUGACCCUUAUUCUGGUCACACCAACUCCCAAGCAUCUUUAAAUUUAGAACAAGGUCAGGUAUCCACAAACACAAGCUCCAUUGCACAGCUUUGGCCUGAACCAUCCUCAGAAAGAGCCAUCACUACGGAUGUGACUAUUGACUCACAAAAUACUUAUGAAUGUUCAAAUCAAAUAUUAAAACCAAACUGUGCAUCUGCUUCUGAAACAAGUGCACCUUCUAUUCCUGUGACUCAUUCACCGACACUUAACUCCAGUGGUGCUGCUUUUUUAUUAUUGGAAAGUGAUUCCCAACAAGCUAAAAUUGAAACCGAUGGGACUGCCACCGAAAUCUUGACUGAGAGCGGUAUCGAUACAUCAGCACUUUACAAAGAGCAAAGCUCAAUCUGUCUAGACUCUAAAGACUCUGAACACAAGUUAACCUCUGGAAUGCAACAGACUACUCAAUUUUCCGAAAUGCCUCUUCUGACGCCUGAGCUCACCGAAGAGGAGAGAGUAAAUCCUCAAUCUCUUGCAUCCGAAAUGCCUUCACUGACUCUCGCUGUCCGACUUUACAGUCAAAACACUAGCGUGGCACUGGAAAAAUCACACUCACCUGUAAAAACAGAUGACACAGGGACUUCUUCUGAAAGCACCUGUCCCAAUUGGCCAAUUACUGAACCCCUAGAAGGUGUCAGCCUACAGAACUCAAUCCCAGACACUUGUAUAGCAAUAUCUGCAUCUCCUUCAUUGGUCACACAAUGGGAACCACCAGAGAAGAAGUCCAGACAGGAAGGACAUGAACACACGCUCCUAUCCACAGAACAAAACGCUGUGGACACACACACUGCUCAAUUCAAAAUGACAACUAACAGACAUUUACAGCUCUCUACAGUAGCAGAGAUUGAUUUUAUGUAUGCUCACAACACUGCAGUGAUUGAUAACUCAUGUCCUCCCUUUGUUUUAUCAGAUAGAGAGAACAAACAAACUUCUCUAUGUCUUGAAGAGCAGUCCAGCUCUCUCACCUCGUCCCCAAGCCCUUUUGUGGAUGCUACAUCCUUUACUUCCACCAUUUGGAAAAACCUCAGCUCCCAGAAUCCAGCAGUGCUGAUUGAAAGCUUACAGCCUGAGCUGGUAGUUGGUCUUAACAAAGGUGAGAGCAAUCUCACAGACUAUGCCCAUGACACACUGCCCUACACCAUGUGGUCCAAUUCAAGCUGCCAACAGGACAAGUUUCCUGAUUCUCUAAACUCUUCGGCAUGCACCCAGGCAUGGGGCAACCUUGAACCCAGCUCCAUGCCGUGCUCAGAGUCAGAAAUGACACCAAAUCUACCCCCAGAUCUGAAGCGGCACAAGAUGGAAGCAGCUAAAGCUUGUGAGCUUGAUGAGCAGUCUAGUACUCAGCAACUUCACGAGGAUGAGAUCAAAGGUCAAGAGUAUUUUGAAGGUGCAAAGUCAGAAAUCGAGGGGUCAGUGAGCGACUCGGAUUCCUGUGAAUCUGGAGAUAAAGGCGCUGACAGCAGCAGUGAAUCCAGUGAGGAGAAUGCCAUGAGUGACCCUGAGUUUAUGGAAGGUGGUCUAGAACCAGGGGAAGUCUGCUCAUAUCACAUACAAACUGUUAAGAAGACAACCAAGAGUUGGCGUCACCCCGUAAGAAAGCCCACCGCAAGAGCAGUUCCCAGUGCAGUGAAACAGCAGGCUACCAGUGAUGAUGAGACAAUAGAGGAGAGCUUAGCUGAAGAAGAUGAGCCAGAGACUGAGGAAUGGGCAAAGCCUUUAGUGCAUCUGUGGCAGCACAGGAAAGCUCAUCUACAGUAUGAAAGAGAGUACAACACAACUGCAGCUAAAACCGCUCCACACUGUGCCGUCUGCACUCUCUUCAUGCCAUACUAUCAGCCUGACAAUUCAGAGGAGAAAAGGCAUGAAGUCUUAAUGAGUGCUGCUUCGGAGUCACAUGAAUCAUGUCUACGGGAGUUGGGCUUGAGAUCUCGACCCCUGAUUCCUGAAAUCUGCUUUGCAUACGAGGAGGGUCCAUGUCCCUUGAAUACACUUCUGGAGGAGGAUGGAUCCAGUCCACUUGUGACCUGCAACAACUGCUGUGUUCAAGUUCACGCCAGUUGCUACGGUGUUGCUGCUCAUGAUGUUGGCCCAGUGUGGACAUGUGACCGAUGUGUAAGCGGAGACUUGGCAGCUGAAUGCUGUUUGUGUAACCUGAGGGGAGGUGCAUUAAAAAGAACCACAGAUGACAGAUGGGCCCAUGUGAUGUGUGCUGUGGGUCUCCCUGAGGUGAAGUUCAUUGAUGUAGUGAAGAGGGCUCCUAUUGACAUCAGUGCCAUACCUGUACAGAGAUAUAAGCUGAAGUGUAUAUAUUGCCGUAACAGGAUAAAAAAGUUAUCUGGAGCUUGUAUUCAGUGCUCAUGUGGCCGUUGCCCCACCUCUUUCCAUGUCACCUGUGCUCACGCUGCUGGAGUGCCUAUGGAGCCUGAUGAUUGGCCAUAUGUGGUUUUUAUCACCUGUCACAGACACCAAUCACGGAGCUUCAGUGCUAAAGCGAAAGUGAGCAGAAGUGAGUUGGCAGUGGGCCAGACAGUGAUCUCCAAACACAAGAACCUCCGUUAUUAUAGCUCUCGUAUUACCCAGAUUACGGCGCAAACAUUCUACGAGGUCAUGUUCGAUGAUGGCUCGUUCAGCAACGAUACGUUCCCUGAAGACAUUGUGAGCAGAGAUUGUGCCCAGCUUGGGCCUCCUGAGAUGGGGGAAGCUGUCCAGGUGAAGUGGCCUGAUGGACUUUUUUAUGGAGCCAAGUACCUUGGCUCUAACACUUCAUUUAUGUACCAGGUUGAGUUUGAAGAUGGAUCUCAAGUGUUGGCAAAAAGGGAGGACAUUUACACACUGAAUGAAGAUCUGCCUAAAAAAGUGAAAGGUCGUUUGUCCACGGCUUCCAGUAUGCGUUUCGAGGAUGCAUUUUUCACCACACAAGGUGAAAGGAAAAGGCGACGUACACCAAAUUCACGGUUCCAGACAGAUUACAUCGGCCAUAUCAACCCUCGAACCUUCACCAGAGCCUCAGAAAUGCGCAACAGCAAAGCCAACUAAUGGAGAAAUGGAGUCCUGUUAGAAGUCCACCUAAAUACAAAAGGGACCAAUUUGAUAAGGAUUGUGUAUCGUGAGACCAUGAUUUUGAAAAGUUGCAGAAAUACUGUGGUCUCAUAUGUCAGGGACAAGAAUGAUUUUCUAAAUUAGAAGUAUUUCAUGAUUUAUUUCAGAGGUUUUUCUAGCCUCCAAUGGUAUUCUGUAGCAUUGUAAUCUCACAACCCCCACCCUCCACCUCCAAACACUGACUCAUUUCUCCUGCAUGCUUGUUUUGUAAAUGAUUUGUCCUGUGCCAGGCAACAUUCCUAUUCACUAACACUAAAACAGAAUAAACGUCAAAUAAAAAAAAGUUGCUACUGAUGUCCAGCAAAGCACGUCACCUUUUACUUAAAAUGUUCAUCAAAAUUCUUUAUUUAUUUGGGAUUUUUUUCUUUCUUUUCUAAAUGGUGCUUAAAGCUGUUGCAAAGAAUUAAAGAUAUGUAUGUAUUCUUUGUGAUCUGUGGCUUGAUCUCCGUUGAUGAAUGCUUCACAGUUUGUUCUUCAAUAGAUUCAGAAUUAUGAUUUGUAAGAACCAUUUUUAAUUAUUUAUUUGUUUCUUCUGGUUGCAGGUUUGCCAGUUUUUCUCAUUUUACACAGCAUAUAGAUAUUCAUCAAUACUAACGUUGGGUUACUCACGUAACUCCGGUUCUCUGAUAACAGGAGUGAGGUAUCUCAUUAUGGGAAUUCGCCCUUGCACUUCAUUGUGUUAUUGUUGAUUUGUGUUUGUGUGUGUGUGUGUGUGUGUAUAUAUAUAUAUAUACACACACAAACACAAAUAUAUCGAGGGUCGAGACAAGGCAAGGCAAAGGGGCAAGGCAGAAAUCAACACCAGUGCCCUGUCCGUGUGCAUGGGUUACCAGAGACUGGUUUCUUUCAAACCUCUACAAAGCACUUAUUGCAAAACCAGAGGCCAUUGUCUCAGAGGUUACAGACACUCUUUUUGUGCCAGUUUGCAAAGAGUAACCUCUAGACAGUUUUGAUUUGGAGAGGGGGAGGUAAGGUGGUUAAGUUGUUCUCUAUGCAAUGAGAAAUGUGACAAAGGUAAAAUAAAUAUACCUAUUGAUAUUUUAGGAUAUUUGUCUUUUAACAUGUGAAGGUAGUAAUACAAAUGAAUAAACAUUAAGUA